This is a messenger RNA of Suillus discolor, 894 nucleotides long. RefSeq lists its product as uncharacterized. Bases 79 to 894 code for a protein of 271 amino acids. The transcript is spliced from 2 exons. The record is from RefSeq and is a predicted model, not a curated record. NCBI's taxonomy places the organism in Eukaryota, Fungi, Basidiomycota, Agaricomycetes, Boletales, Suillaceae.
UUGUAUUCUCCUUCUGGUCUCGCGUCUGUCACCUCUGAACUAGCGCCUCUCACUCCGAAGAAACCUAGGCCUCAGACGAUGCAACCUCAGCAGCACCUUCUCAAUUCGAAUGAGCAGUCGUCACGCAAGAAACCGUCGUCACGUCCUUCCACCGCUUCUUCUAGCUUCGCCCCACAUGGCGCUGACCCAAUCAGCCGCGCAGUCGCCUCCUGUGGCAUCAACCACACGCUCUCCUGCUGCACUCUCCUCGUUGCAUACGAUGUCAAGCAGCUUAGCCCCACACUCGUUCUCACAGCCGGCGUCGGCAUCUUCGUUGCAUUCUCUUUACAUGUCGUCCCACAGCGUUUCGCCUCCCGCAUUUAUGGGGGAGCGUACGCGCCAGUCAUCGACAACCUCUGCACGACAUCAGACCUUUUCACCCAUGCCAUUGACAUUUUCCUCAUCACAAUCAUCGCAUACCAUCUCUCACCUGACCUCGCAUUCUCACCUGCCCUCGCAUCUUCACCCCUCCUCACAUUCUCAUUCAACCAACGCCUCAGCCUUAUUGAUGUAUCCACGGAGCGUGACCUUGUGAGCCAAAAGGAACGUGACCACGGGUAUGAAGAUGUGGUGGAGAAUCCUUAUCAACGCCCAACAUUUUCCUUUCCGCGACGUCACUGGAAGGCAAUUUUUUCCUCCUUGCGCCCGUCAAUACCAUCACCAAAUGUAGCAGACGAGGAAGCUGAGCGUGUGCGUAAUGUCCGCCACUGUGUGACUCGUCUAGGCAACUCUACGAUCGAUCGUCGCAACACUUUCAUUCAACACGGACGUACAGAUACUCUGUCUCCCCCUACCGGUCCUUCCCAGUCCAACCAGCCUGGCUCGCCAGCGCAUCCCAAAGCUGAGUUCCUCUAA